Molecule: messenger RNA, 366 nt
Organism: Prorocentrum cordatum
Lineage: Eukaryota; Dinophyceae; Prorocentrales; Prorocentraceae
Source: the annotation of a GenBank genome assembly
GGCGUCGCUGAUACUGCAUACGACGUCGCCGAGACCGUGGCUCAAGGGGACAUCCUCUACCGCGGCCUCUUUCUGGGCCUCGUGGGCGUCUUUUCCACGCCGCGGAGUUUCGACCAGAGCUGGAGGUCGAAGUUUAUCAGGAAAAUCGUCGUAAAGAUCAUCGUGGAGCUCGGGGCGAACGUCGUGUCGGCAGCGCCCUGGCUGCUGGCUCCUGAGACCGUUCGUUCCAUGGGCAUCGUGGGCGUGUUUCUCAGGCAGCGGCGCUUCGAUCAGUGCGGGAGGUUGGAGACCGUAGGCGUCAUCAUCGUGAAGCUCGGGGCAGACUUACUGUGGGCGAGAUGGCUCCUGGCGACCGUGGAGGUGUGA